Messenger RNA from Rhopalosiphum padi (bird cherry-oat aphid), 2749 nucleotides. Its product is annotated as forkhead box protein D5-C-like. Lineage: Eukaryota; Metazoa; Arthropoda; Insecta; Hemiptera; Aphididae. Gene Ontology annotation, molecular function: RNA polymerase II cis-regulatory region sequence-specific DNA binding; DNA-binding transcription factor activity, RNA polymerase II-specific. Bases 1028 to 2254 code for a protein of 408 amino acids. Gene Ontology annotation, biological process: anatomical structure morphogenesis; regulation of transcription by RNA polymerase II; cell differentiation. The record is from RefSeq and is a predicted model, not a curated record. The transcript has 5 exons.
GUGCGUGUGCGUGUGCGUGUGUAGAGUAGUGUGUUGUUAAUGUCGGUAAGAAGACAGAGCCGGUCGGUCGUGUGUAUUGGUGGUGCGCUCACAGUAAUAAUAAUAUUAUAAAUCUUCUCGCGUCUUUCACACUCUCUUACCGUCGCUCGGUACACGCGGACCUCGCUCCGAGUCGAGCACGCGUCACGGUUUUUUUUAUUUUCGUCUACGGCUCUAUAAUGUAUUAUUAUCGCACAUUAAAUAUAUAAUAAAUAAUAAUAGACUGUACUGUACACGCAGACCGCGAGGAUAUAUACCUAUAUAGAAAACAAUUACUUAUAUAAUUUCACAAAAUAUUGUAUUUUUCUCAACUCGCGUACUCCAGUCGUAACACUGCGUAAUCGUAUAAUAUACGUAUAACGCACAUCGUCGCUGUUAUAUAUACAUAAUAUAUUUAUAUAUAUUAUAUAUAUUAUAUUGUUGUACGAUAAACAUUUUUUUUUACACGUAUCGUACUCGUUUUUUUUAUUAACCGUUUAUAAAUACAUAUUAUAUAAUAUAUAUAUAUAUAUAUAUAUAUACGGUGGCCGUCCGGCGAACCGAACAACAAUUAUUGUUACGCGUACGCUCGCGCAUGUGACUCGCACGCUUGCACCGGUUCGCGCGCCGCAAGCACGAUCACACCAGUGUACCGGCGCUACCGUACCAAUACACGACCGUUACCGUAUACAAUACACUCGCGCGUACCACGGCGGCAGUCGUAGCGUAUCGCCGUGCCGUCGCAUUACACCGGUGUGUGUGCGUGCCCGUCGUGUCACUCGAACCGGCGACGGUUGUUCCGGCGCGUUUUUCGCGAAACUUCAAUAUUAUACGAAACGCGGCGAUAUUACACGCCGGUUGUCGGCCGCCGCCACCGUCGACGCCACCGCCGCCGCCGACACUCGGCGCCCGGGGUGUGCCCGCGCAAAAUUUCGAACCCUCCGAAUAUCCGGGUCCUACAAGUGUUUGACCAAUCGGACGGCAUCUUGCAGACUGCAGUUUGGUAUCGAUGAACCGCGGGGGCCAACCCCAUUCACCGGAACAGCCAAGCCGUACCGCAGCCGCAGUGGACAGCAUGAAGAACGAAGAGCCGACCAUACCGAGUCAUCACCAGCAGCGGAACAUGUUGGCCGAGGCGAUAGCGUCGCUGCCGCCCGUGCCGCAGAACUUGUCAGCCAUCGCCCUGUUCCAUCAGCUGCCCAUACUGUACCAACAGCACUACCAGCACAUGUUGCAUUCUCGCAUCCUGCCCUACCUACAGGAAUCGCUGAGGUUGCAGAGUUCCGUCAACUUUGCGGACAAGCCACAAAUGCCGACGGUACCGGCCAUCAGCCUGUUCGACCAACCCUCCGAACAGAAUGCAGCGGCUGCGGCCGCUGUUGCGGCCGCGGACAUGGCGGCAGUCGGGUGCAACGAGAAACCGCCUUACUCGUACAUAGCGCUCAUCGCCAUGGCCAUUACGUCCACUCCCAACCAGCGGAUGACGCUUAGCGAAAUAUACAACUACAUUACGGACAAGUUCCCGUACUACCGGCGCAACAGACAGGGCUGGCAGAACUCGAUCAGGCACAACCUGAGCCUGAACGAUUGUUUCAUAAAGAUCCCGAGAGGUCGGACCGGCAUGGACGACAACAUGGGCGGCGGCAAGGGCAGCUACUGGACGCUGGAUCCGGUGGCCGCGGCCGACAUGUUCGAGCGGGGCAACUACAGGCGGAGGCGGAUGCGCCGGCACAGGCCGUACCAGCAGCAAAGCCACCACCAGACGAACCAACAGGACAUCAAGUCGCUGCUGCAGCAACAGCAACAGCCGCUGGCCAGUCCUCACCACCAUCACCACCACCACUUCGCGGUGUACCCCGAGUUCCAGUUGACCGGCAGGAACGCCGUAACCGCUGCGGCCGAGUCGCUGGCGGACAAGCAGCACGCCGUAGCCGCCGUGGCGGACACGGUGUCCUCGCACAACCUGGCGUUCCACAUCGAGAACCUGAUACAGAAGAAGCACCGCGGCGUCGAGAUGUCUCAGGAAGAGAUCGUGUCGUCCAGUGGCGUGCACAACAACAACAACGAUCUGCAGCAGUACGCGGCCGGCGACGACCACCAAAACCUCCACCACCACCACCACCACAACAACCACCAUCGCCACCAGCUCGCCGUCGAGUCCAAGCCCAAAUUGAUCAUCAUCAACGACGAGGACGACAGCAACAUCAGUGGCGGCAGUGGCGGCAGACGUUGCUAAGACGUCGCAGUCAUCGCGCACACACGCACACGCACAGUCAUCUAAUGUUAUUCUAACGCGUCGAUAUAUAUAUGAAUCAAUUGCGGCGUAACAAUAUUGUAUAUAUAGUAAUGUAUAACGUACAAGCGUACUGUACUCGCACAAACGACGUUGACUCGUGUGCCCGCGCGUUUGUGCGUGUGCAGUAAAGCAUACCCACGUAUAAUGGGUAAUACUCACCUGCCACGGUUACCGAGUAAUGAGUAAUAUAAUAUACCUAUUUACAGCGCACGAAAAAGAUAUUCGACAGACCGUGUGUAUCUGCGCGUGUGUGUGUGUGUGUGUGUGUGUGUACGACUUAUGUUUUUUCGCGGCGCGAUAGAAACGCAGUAUCGCCCGAACGAAAGUAUUAUUUCAUUUUCGAAAAUAUAAAACUUGUACAUACCUACUACCUACCUAUACAUGAUUAUUAUUAUUAUUAUUAUAUCAUUAUUAUUAUAACUACUGUGCUAUGAA